GAUCAAUGAGGGUCAAAGUUGGCGUAGUGAUUUUGUGCUUCCUUGUUGCGAAUUCCGUCUUCGUUGCGGCGGACAGCAGGCAAGUCCGGGGUCGUCCUGACCCUUCUACUGUGGAUGGCAGAGAACAGCAGUGCAUGUCGACUGCUGUGAAAUGGUUUGAUAAGUUUCAAAGGGAUAUCUUCAAUAGCACGCUGAUUCCACAAUGUACUCAUCUCACUCGAUUCCCUUAUUGCAUCACACAAACCAAUAGCUCAGCAAGGCCUGCGAAAACAACCGAAGGUCUAUCAACUCCUUCAACACCAAUUCCAACUCUGCUUUCUUCCCCUAACAAAAUCACCACUGACGUGAACGGAACUGAAAUUCCUUCACACAUUUCUGAAAGUACACAAACAAUUCACACUCACAGCACAGCUCUGAGCACUCAGGCCUCAUCGUCAUCGGUCGGCGUAUCCGAUGAGGAGCAGACGAGCGCUGGGUAUUCUUCGCCGACAGAAAAAGUAACAACGGAGGUGUCGACUUCGUCGAUUUCAGAGAGCCUGUCAACUCUGCUUUCUUCCCCUAACAAAAUCACCACUGACGUAAACGGAACUGAAAUUCCUUCACACAUUUCUGAAAGUACACAAACAAUUCACACUCACAGCACAGCUCUAAGCACUCAAGCUUCAUCGUCAUCGGUCGGCGUAUCCGAUGAGGAGCAGACGAGCGCUGGGUAUUCUUCGCCGACAGAAAAAGUAACAACGGAGGUGUCGCCUUCGUCGAUUUCAGAGAGCCUGUCAACUCUGCUUUCUUCCCCUAACAAAAUCACCACUGACGUAAACGGAACUGAAAUUCCUUCACACAUUUCUGAAAGUACACAAACAAUUCACACUCACAGCACAGCUCUAAGCACUCAAGCUUCAUCGUCAUCGGUCGGCGUAUCCGAUGAGGAGCAGACGAGCGCUGGGUAUUCUUCGCCGACAGAAAAAGUAACAACGGAGGUGUCGCCUUCGUCGAUCUCAGAGAGCCUGUCAACUUGCACUGCUUUGCCUAGUAACCUUUAUGGCCACCCGGAGUGUACAACUUGGCAUCCGACGCCUCUAUCACGAACCCCUCCGGAGAGACCUCUUUUGAAUAAUCGAACUUCCACAGAAUCACCGGAAAAGAAACCGAAGCAUGCAGAAACAAGCACGAGUGUCUCCCCUAAGAGCCCUAGAGUUAAGACAACAGCAUCUCCAUCAGGUGUUGAUCGAACGAAAAACAGAACAGGAUCUACGAACAUAUUGAAAAGUCUGUCGACUCCUUCUGGAGCAGUUUCAACUCAGCCUUCUAUCCCAUACGAAAAUACCUCUCGAUCAACGAAAAGUGAGACCCCAGUUGAUUAUGACAGCACUGGAACAACGGCAACAGCACUUCCAACAACUGUUGUUCCAAUGAAAAGCACAACAGGAUCUAGGCACACAACAGGAUCCAGGAACACACCAGAAGGUCAUCGACUCCUUUCGCAGCAGUUUCAUCUCAGCCUUCACUCCCAUACAAAAAUACCCACGUAUCAAAGAAAAGUGAGACCCCAGUUGACUAUAAGAGCAUUGGAACAACGGCAACAGCACUUCCAACAACUGUUGUUCCAAU
Ostertagia ostertagi is the source of this 1608-nucleotide messenger RNA. Lineage: Eukaryota; Metazoa; Nematoda; Chromadorea; Rhabditida; Trichostrongylidae. The record is from the annotation of a GenBank genome assembly.